Messenger RNA from Tarenaya hassleriana, 1837 nucleotides. Its product is annotated as RNA polymerase sigma factor sigE, chloroplastic/mitochondrial. Gene Ontology annotation, molecular function: DNA-binding transcription factor activity. Lineage: Eukaryota; Viridiplantae; Streptophyta; Magnoliopsida; Brassicales; Cleomaceae. The transcript has 6 exons. The record is from RefSeq and is a predicted model, not a curated record. The coding region runs from base 132 to 1646 and encodes 504 amino acids. Gene Ontology annotation, biological process: regulation of DNA-templated transcription; DNA-templated transcription initiation.
UUUGUUUUCUUCCCCUACUUAACAUUCCGAGAACAAAAACCGAAUCAGACGAAGAAAGUUUAUGUCCUCGGAACUGCGGAAGUGUCCGAUUCGUCAGAAGCCUGAGUUCCGGUAGAUUCAGUUUCGUCUUGAUGGGAGUUGUAUCUGUUUCAAGUUCAGCUGCAAGAUCUCCCCUUGGGUUAAGCAACAAUAUUUUAACACAACGGUCUGCACUGAAAAGGCCAUCCGUUGUUGCGUUUAAAGCAGAUAAAUCCAGCCACUCAGCUUUAGUCAUUCCCCGAGAAAAGAUCUUGUUGCCUGCAGAGCAACCAAAGGAGAAGCGAGUACCGAGGAAAAACCCGAAGAAAUCAAAAUCCUCGGAUACUAACGUGGCUCCUUCAUCAGCCUUGGAUGUGGAUUACAAUGAAGCAGCCGCCAGACUUGAAAGCAUAUUCAAACUCAGUACUGCAACCACAAGGAAAGUCCCGAGUAGGAGGAAAAGGAAGGACGAUAGUGACGAGAAAAAAACCACGACAAAAACUGCUAAAAUGGUUGUAAGUAACAAGACCAAGAGGCGGAAGCGUUUGAGUCUUGAUAAACGGAUUUCUCUGAAAAGAAACAACCAAGAGAAAUCGGCUGUCGCUUCCGUGCAGAAGAAAACAGUAAAGAGACUGCAAGAAGAUGAGAAGAUGGAUAGGCUCGUGAGGGACUAUUCGGCUUCAACCGACAUAGUCAGCUUGGACUGGAAGAAGAUGAAGAUACCUCCUGUUCUUUCCUCAAUUGAGCAUUCUUGGUUGUUUAAGUUGAUGCAACCGAUGAAGGCUCUUCUUCAAGUUAAAGAUGAGCUGCAAAAGAACCUGGGAAGAGAACCGACAGAUGCUGAAGUAGCUGACGGCGCCAAUAUGAGCGUGGCCGAAGCAAAAAGGCGAAUUGAAAUCGGUAGAGCUGCAAGGAAUAAACUUAUCAAGCACAAUCUCCGGCUGGUUUUGUUUGUGAUGAACAAAUAUUUCCAAGAUUUUGCAAAUGGACCGAAGUUCCAAGACCUCUGUCAAGCCGGAGUGAAAGGGCUUAUCACAGCAAUUGACCGCUUUGAGCCAAACAGGAAGUUCCGUCUAUCAACAUAUGGUUUGUUUUGGAUCAGACAUGCCAUUAUACGCUCAAUGACAACUUCGAGCUUUACUCGUGUCCCGUUUGGUCUCGAAUCGGUAAGAGUAGAAAUCCAGAGAGCGAAGCUUGAGCUGUUGUUCGAGCUUGGAAGAGUGCCCACAGGGAGUGAAAUAGUUGAGAGACUCGGGAUAUCCCCUGAGAGGUACCGUGAAGUAGUGAUAGCUGCAAAACCGGUUCUUUCGCUUAAUUCGAGACAUGCAGUUACCCAAGAAGAAUUCAUCGAUGGUAUUACAGAUUUUGAUGGUGUCGGUUCUGAUAACCGGAGACAACCUGCUCUUCUCAGGCUUGCUCUCGACGAUGUAUUGGAUUCGCUGAAGCCGAAAGAGAGUUUGGUGAUUCGCCAAAGGUACGGUCUUGAUGGAAAAGGCGACAGAACACUGGGUGAGAUUGCCGGAAACCUUAACAUCUCCAGAGAAAUGGUGAGAAAACACGAAGUUAAAGCCUUGAUGAAGCUCAAGCACCCUGCCCGUGUUGAUUAUCUCCGUCGCUACAUUGUCUGAGCCCAAGCGAACCAAGUGGCUCAUGUCACUCAUCGUAUAACCAUUGGUAUACUUAUGUGUUAUUAUUGUUUGUGAUAACCGGGGAUUACUUCCGGUGUAGCUGUAUACUGAACCGAUACCGAAAAUAUAAUACUUGUAAAGUUUGGAAACCAGGUAUAGAUUUUUCACAAUAAUUGAAUAGGUUUUGCGUA